CAAAAUUGACAUUUCAGUUUUGUUUUGAUUGGUUUUAGUAAUUUACGUAAAUUAAUGUGAAAUUUACAUUUGUGAUAUAAUACAUGGCGUGUAUGUUAAGAAGUGUGAUAAAAUCUACUUUGCAAGGAAGGCAAACUGCGUCUAGAUGUGUGAAAGCAGUUAUUCAUAAUGCAGCGGCUAGCAACGCUAUAGCCAAUAUCAAUGACAGUAAAGUCGAAACAAAACCAAAGCUAUUACUUAGUGACUCUUGCAUAAAACGUUUACGUGAAAUUUGCCAAGAUGGUUCAUUUCUGCGUAUUACUGUGGAAGGUGGUGGGUGCUCUGGUUUUCAAUACAAAUUUGAUCUAGACACCAAGAUACAAGAAGACGACCUCCAAUUUGGGGAGGAGAAGGCAAAAGUUGUUAUCGAUAAUGUAUCGUUGGAGUACUGUACUGGCGCUACGGUUGAUUAUCACAUUGAACUAAUACGUUCAGGUUUUAGAAUGAUGGCAAAUCCGCAGGCGGAACAGGGUUGCUCCUGUGGAGCUUCCUUCUCAAUAAAAUUAGACUAAGAAAUUGUAGGCUUACAUUAUACAAGAAGACGACCUCCAAUUUGGGGAGGAGAAAGCAAAAGUUGUUAUCGAUAAUGUAUCGUUGGAGUACUGUACUGGCGCUACG
Molecule: messenger RNA, 657 nt
Organism: Teleopsis dalmanni
Lineage: Eukaryota; Metazoa; Arthropoda; Insecta; Diptera; Diopsidae
Product: iron-sulfur cluster assembly 2 homolog, mitochondrial-like
Exons: 3
Coding region: 84-551 (155 amino acids)
Biological process (GO): iron-sulfur cluster assembly
Cellular component (GO): mitochondrion
Molecular function (GO): 4 iron, 4 sulfur cluster binding; 2 iron, 2 sulfur cluster binding; iron ion binding
Source: RefSeq, a predicted model, not a curated record